UCCAGAAGGUUCGAAGGGAAAGAAAGAGCGGUUCCUUGGAGCAGGCUGGAUAAGAUUUGUUCAAUAUCGGGCAUAGCGGGACCGUUAUUUCAAGAAUUGCAGAGGGAAACUGUGCCAGCGGCUUGUCCCUGCGUGUGGACAGUUGACGGCAUCUUUGUUGACGGCUGCUCAUCGCCAUCCUGAAGUAUGAAUGACAUCCUCGGGACUCCCGCGUAUCACAACGAGGAGAGCAAGAAAGAGUUUCAAAGUGCCAAGGACAAACCCGGCAUUCAUAUCUACAAUCCCAAAACACCGGUAGAACUGCAUCUCCCAGGAGGAAUACAAAAGUUCAACGACGUCUUAAUGGAAUGCACCUUCCGGAAGGAUAUGAAGACCGUCGUGUACGAGUGGUGGUGGAGUAAGAGGAUGGACUUCCCGCUGUUCGAAGUGACGAGUGAACAGUACACGGAGAACAAGCUCCAGUACUACAUCGAGGACUACAACACCAAAUCCAAGGACGUAGACAACAGGGACUUCUACUACGUCCUUGGGCAGGAAACGCGCACCAAAUUCAAUUACCACGUCAAGGACCGCUACCUCGUGGUAAGAAUCGACGGCAGGUAUUCUCUGCUUGAGCCGCUCGAAAGGUACGCUGAUGCCUCACCCUACGACCGCUUCUACAUAAAGGGUGACCUCGACAUAAAAUCGAUCAGAAUUCCUUACGAAGACCCUCUGCCGGUGCCUCUGUCCCUGCCUCUCACCUCAGCGGGAAUACUGAAAGGUGACCUUUACGAGAUAAAAGGGAAGAAUCCAAGGAACGCCGAAGAGUUUCGGCUCGUGUUCGGUGACCAGUCGCUGCAGGUUCCUCUCGGCGCCGAGCACGAGGAGUUCACCCUGGAAGUUAAGGGCGAAGAAGAUGGUCUUUGCACGGCAAAACUUAACGGUGUCGAACUGCCGGGCGUCGUCAGCAAGGGUCCCUUCCUCGCAGACAGAAUGGUCUUGGAGGGCGACGUGGACUUCCACUGGGUCAUCAUUACCAAACCUGGCGGGCCUGAAGCAGCGAUCGAAGACAGCAAAGAAAAGGAUCCAGCAAAGGAGGAAACCAAGGAGAAAGAUGAAGACUCUAAGGCCUAACAUGACAGUUGCGGCUUCAGCAAGGCCUAUCCGCCUCAAUAAAAAUAAACUGGGGUUGGAAUCAA
This is a messenger RNA of Dermacentor andersoni, 1178 nucleotides long. RefSeq lists its product as uncharacterized. The record is from RefSeq and is a predicted model, not a curated record. NCBI's taxonomy places the organism in Eukaryota, Metazoa, Arthropoda, Arachnida, Ixodida, Ixodidae.